Lentinula edodes (shiitake mushroom) is the source of this 1542-nucleotide messenger RNA. Its product is annotated as HAD-like domain-containing protein. The coding region runs from base 1 to 1542 and encodes 513 amino acids. The transcript is spliced from 4 exons. Lineage: Eukaryota; Fungi; Basidiomycota; Agaricomycetes; Agaricales; Omphalotaceae. The record is from RefSeq and is a predicted model, not a curated record.
AUGGUCGCCCUCUCUAGGCCUUCAUCAUCAUCUUCAUCGUCGAUAAGAUACGACACCAUAAUCUUUGACCUCGGUGAUGUUCUCUUUACGUGGUCACCGUCGACCAAAACCUCCAUCUCUCCCAAGACACUUCGCAGCAUUUUGCAGACCACGACUUGGUUUCAAUACGAGAAGGGGGACAUUUCAGAGGACGAGUGUUAUGCUUCCGUUGCGUUGGAGAUGGCUCUCUCUUCGGAAGACAUUCGCAAUGCAUUUCAGCACGCCCGUGAAACGCUUGUCAGUCGUCCAGUCAUGGUUGAUCUGAUCAGGGAGCUCCGACCAGGGCGAAAGAUCUAUGCCAUGAGCAAUAUCUCGGCCGAGGACUUCGCCUUUCUGCAGACGAAGUCGUCAGACAUGGAUCUCUUCGACCAUUGUUUCACUUCAUCGUCAGCCCGAGAGCGCAAGCCUAACAUCGGGUAUUUUCGACAUGUCCUCGAACGCACAGGCGCUGACCCUGCGCGCACUAUCUUCGUUGACGACAAACUCGAUAAUGUACUGGCGGCUCGGUCUUUCGGGAUGACGGGUAUCUUAUACGAUGACUUCGAGAACGUAGAGCGUACUCUCCGAAAUCUUUGUUUUGAUCCUACCGUUCGGGGCGAGGCCUUCCUUAAGCAAAAUGCGGGUCAACAUCUCUCCUAUACCUCCACUGGUGUUACCAUUCACGAAAACUUUGCUCAACUUCUCAUCCUUGAAGCCACCCAUGAUCCUUCCCUGGUCAAGUACACGAAGUAUGAUGGACCAUUCAACUUCUUCCGCGGCGAAGGCGAGUUGACAACUUCAGCUUUUCCCUGUGAUGCAGACACCACAUCAAUCGGCAUCACUUGUUCAGACCACAUGUCACCUGAGAAGAAACACGAGGUGAUGGAUGCCAUCCUUGCCCUUCGCAACGCCGAUGGUAUUCCUCAAGUGUACUUUGAUUCAUCCAGACCACGGAUUGACCCGGUUGUUUGUGUCAACGUGCUCACUUUGUUUUACAAGUAUGGCAGAGGGAAGCAACUCAAGGAAUGUUUUGAAUGGGUGGAGUCUGUUCUCCGAUACCGGGCGUUCAGCGAAGGUACACGCUAUUACGAGCCUCCCGAAGCUUUCUUGUUCUUCUUGUCUCGUCUUUUUCUCGUGGCUCCAGAUGUCUACAAACGCCUGGGAACCGUGUUCGCUGAAUGCUGUCGUGAACGUAUUGGUUUGAAGGGGGAUGCCCUCGCUUUGGCAAUGCGGGUUGUGUGUUGCAACUUCGCCGGGAUCGACGCUUCUGGCGAUCUUAUGACGCUUCGUAACAUGCAAGAAAUUGAUGGCGGGUGGCCUGAUGGCUGGUUCUAUAAAUACGGGUCUAACGGUGUCCUCAUCGCCAAUCGUGGAUUCACCACUGCUCUAGCUAUCAAUGCUAUCAAGGGUGCCGGUCUACGAAUGAAGAGACCCUCGUCAAUCACGAAUCUGAAGCAGGCUUGGAAUGACACUGUUGUGAGGAUACCACAUCGGUUCCGGUCUACUGCGCAUGACCUGCACUGA